CCCUUCAGGUGCUUGGAAUGUGGGAAGAGCUUCAGGGUGAGCACCCAACUCCUCAUCCACCAGCACAUCCACACUGGGGAACGGCCCUACACAUGUAGGGAAUGUGGGAAGAGCUUCAGCCAGAUGUCCCACCUCCGCACCCACCGUCGAAUCCACACUGGGGAACGACCCUACACGUGCCAGGAAUGUGGGAAGAACUUUAGAGAGAGCUCCAGCCUCCGCACCCACCAGCGCAUGCACGCUGGCGAAGCACCCUACAGCUGUGGGGAAUGUGGGAAGAGCUUCAGCCGGAGCACCAGCCUGAUCCAACACCAGCACAUUCACACCGGGAAAGGGCCCUACAUGUGUGGGGAAUGUGGGAAAAGCUUUGGUGUCAGCUCCAGCCUCCGCAUCCACCAGCGCAUCCACACUGGGGAACGUCCCUACAGCUGUGGAGAAUGUGGGAAGAGCUUCAGCCAGAGCUGGAACCUGAUCCGACACCAGCGCAUGCACACCGGGAAACGGCCCUACACGUGUGGGGAAUGUGGGAAGAGCUUCAGGCACAGAAUCAACCUGAUCCAACACCAGCGCAUCCACACUGGGGAGAGGCCCUGCAAGUGUGGGGAAUGUGGAAAGAGCUUCAGGAAAAGCUCCCACCUCCACACUCACCAGCUCAUCCACACUGGGGAACGGCCCUACAAGUGCUUGGAAUGUGGGAAGAGGUUUCAGACCAGCUCCAAUCUCCUCGCACAUGAGCGGAUACACACAGAGGAGAGGCCCUUCCGCUGCACCGACUGCGGGAAGGGCUUCAACCGGAACGGCAACCUCGUCAGGCACCGGCGCAUCCACACCGGGGAGAGGCCCUACAAGUGUGAGGAGUGUGGGAAGAGCUUCAGCCACAGCUCUACCUUGACCCAACACCAACGGACCCACCAAUAA
Molecule: messenger RNA, 918 nt
Organism: Empidonax traillii (willow flycatcher)
Lineage: Eukaryota; Metazoa; Chordata; Aves; Passeriformes; Tyrannidae
Product: zinc finger protein 436-like
Exons: 1
Source: RefSeq, a predicted model, not a curated record